Molecule: messenger RNA, 7201 nt
Organism: Mesocricetus auratus (golden hamster)
Lineage: Eukaryota; Metazoa; Chordata; Mammalia; Rodentia; Cricetidae
Gene: Lgi4
Product: leucine rich repeat LGI family member 4
Exons: 9
Coding region: 4661-6274 (537 amino acids)
Biological process (GO): myelination in peripheral nervous system; neuron maturation
Molecular function (GO): protein binding
Source: RefSeq, a predicted model, not a curated record
UGCAGGCUCCCCUCCUGGCCCCACCCUAUUCUUGCCCUCCCCAUCAAGCAACUGAAACUGGAGCCCAGGCUGGAGGGGGGCCAGGGGGCGGCCCCCAGCCCAGACCGCCCUGGCCCGCUAGAUUAACUCUCUCAGCACAGCCCCAGGAGUAACAUGGGGCCAUCGUGGGGCCCGCGUGUGCACUAGGUUGUGAGAUGACACAGGCCUGCCUCUAGACCAGGGUCAGAGAAUGUUUUCUGCUAGGAUUCCUGGGAAUUGGCCCAGCCGGGGCCUAAGGUCACGCAACCUAAGUGCUUACGAGGUUACUGACCUCUGACACAGUGUUCUGACAGCCUUUGAUAACCAGUUUUCUUACAUUUUAUUUUAAACGUACGGUGCCUUGAUUUUGCAUGUAUGGUGGUGUGUUGCUGCCUCAGUUUUACCAGGAGUAACACACACACACACACACACUCACACACACACUCACACACACACUCACACACACACUCACACACACACUCACACACACACACUCACACACUCACACACACACACACACACACACACACACGAGGAAUCACAGACACCCAGCUAGUUCUCUAACUUCAGACACAAAGCAUGACUGGUGUAUUUGUACACACACACACACACACACACUCACACACACACUCACACACACACACACACACACACACGAGGAAUCACAGACACCCAGCUAGUUCUCUAACUUCAGACACAAAGCAUGACUGGUGUAUUUGUACACACACACACACACACACUCACACACACACUCACACACACACACACACACACGAGGAAUCACAGACACCCAGCUAGUUCUCUAACUUCAGACACAAAGCAUGACUGGUGUAUUUGUACACACACACACACACACACACUCACACACACACUCACACACACACGAGGAAUCACAGGAAUCACAGACACCCAGCUAGUUCUCUAACUUCAGACACAAAGCAUGACUGGUGUAUUUGUACACACACACACACACACACACACACACACACGGCGCGCGUGCGCGCACACCCAUGCACACUCGGGUAUCUGUGCAGAGAUACAGCCAGGAUGUAACCACUGGAUGAGUCACUCAGGAAGCAGAAGCAGGAGGAUUGGGGUUUCCAGGUCAGACUGGCCCGCAGAGUGAGCUCCAUAGAGAUCAAGACACAUGACCCUUCUCAUUAAAAAAAAAGACAUUGGUGUACCUCUGUCUACUCUCACACACAGUUACACACUAUCACACACAGCCCACGGGAACACAGUCAAAGACAGACUCACACCCGGCCCUCCCUUUCCCGUGCCACAAGGAGGUGCACACACAGCUCAACCCGCAGGAAUGGGGGCACACCAGCGAGUUCACGGUGGGGGCUUCCACACGGCCACCUCAAACCCACCCGCUGUGUGAGCACCCCGUGUGCAGACCAACAGGCUCGUCAUGGUCCAUACAGCCAUGGGCACGCAGGGCCACAUGCUCCAAAGCCACAGAGAGGCACUGUCUUGAACUUCCUGUCCCCUUAGCUCAUGUCGUCCUGGGGAGAACACUUUUGACAUUCUCACAGACCAGCCAGCUCCACAAGCCCCCCAGACAGAGAAACCAGGGGGGCAGGCAUGGGUUCAAGACUCCUUGCUAUGUGACCUUUGAGCAGCUAAUGAGACCUCACUGUCCCUCAGCCUUCCUGGGCUACAAAAUGGAGAAACCACUGAUAUUACAUCGGCAACUCCUGGCCAGGCUCAGAGGUUCACAAACGUAAAGUUGCCAUCUCCAUCUUUAGAGACUGAUAAACUGAGGUCUGGGAUAACUGAUUUUUCCUUAAGUCUCCCUGCUGGUAGAAGUGUCCCCCAGCCUCAAGCAAACAGCAGCCCAGACCCUAUGCUCGGCAAACAGGAGCUUAGCCCUGUCACCGACACAAACCUAGCCUCAGAUAUCCCUGUGUCCCCACACCCCUCUUUACCCUCGCUGUCCCAGCGUCCCUGGUUACAGAUAACCCUGAUGUUUGCACAGCACCACGGGGUGGGGGCAGCCAGCCUGUCCAGCCUCCUUUGCUCACAGAGAGCCUCUGAAGUGCUCACUGCCCCAGGGUGGAACAGCUUGAUCCUUUCCCACCGUGUGACAGCCUGUCCGGGGCUCAGUUGUCCCAUCUGUAAAAUGGAAAGAAUAGCCAUAGUCCCCUAAUGGAGGGAGGUGGUGUGAUUAUCUAGAACCGUCUGGGCAAAGCAGUGAAAACUGGCUGGUGCAGGGUGAAUGUUUUGUUUGUUUGUGCCAAGUUGCCCCAGCCUUCUCUGUAAAAAGCCAUCUUUCUCGUGAUAAACGGGAGUGAGACCCUGCUGGAAGGGUUCAGACCUGUCACUGUGCCCUUUGCAUCCCUAGCAGAAGCCUUUUCCAAUUGCUCUCUUUUGUUUGUUUGUUUUGAGACGGGCUCUUAUUCCACAACCCCAGGCUGGCCUCAAACUCCCCGUGUAGCCUAGACUAGCCUCCACCUUCUGAGUGCUGGGAUUACAGGUGCCAUCACCGCUCUGAACCUCCACCAGCAUGUUCCCGUGGAGGGCUGGGAAUGCGGCUCCAUCAGCAGAGUGCUUACUCAGCAUUCAUGGGGCCCUGGGCUCAGUCCCCAGCACCGCAGAACCUGGAGUGACGUCACAUGCUCAUUCCCGGAGCGCUGGGAGAUCAAGGUCAUCCUUGGCUGUACAGUGAGCUCAAGGCCAGGCUGAGUUAUGUGAGACCCUCUGUAUAAAAGGAUUGCCCCUACAAUACAGAGAAACCCUGUCUCGAAAAACAAAAACAAAAACAAAAAAAAAAAAAGGAUUGCCCCCCCAAGCCUGACUGAACCACAAAGAGGGGAGCUGAUGCCUUAGCUCACUGAGCCUCAGUUUGGGAGUGGACAGUAUGUAUGAUCCCACUGACAAAUGAGGAAACCGAGGAACAGAGAGGUCAAGUACCUUGACUGAGGCAACACGGGACUGGGCUGGACCCAGGACCUAUUUGGAUCCUGUCCUCCAAUGUCAUCUCCGUGACCAGAGGCUGUGUGUUUCUCGGCUUUCUGGCCCCGUGAAGCUAAUCAUUUCAGAGUCUCGGGCCUCGGUUUCCCCAUUUUUGGAGAAGGAGUUGUAAAGCAGGAGCAGCAGUGCCCCGCCCCACAUCUCACAAGGCUGCUGGGACGUCAGAGAGCUAACACAUGUAGAACCGGGCAUACGGUCCAGUGUGGCGGCGCCCAUCUGUCAUCCCAGCACUUGGCAGGCUAAGCCGGAAGAGUCUUGCAUUUGAGGGCAGCCUGGACUACAAAACAAGCAAGCAAACAAAUAUAAAAGACUAUCACACAGCUUGAGGGACACCCCACUGGGGCCUUAGGUUGGGUUAUGUGUGAUUUACGAACUUUUCUCAUUUAAUGGAGACAAUCUGAGUCUCUAGAUGCUUAGUCCAGUUGGAAGCACCUAAGUUGUGCACAUGUCCACAAAUUCCAUCCUCCAAAGAAAGGAUGCAGAAUGAUAUGGAGAGAACCUGGAGCCGGCUUCCUGGGUUUGGAUCCUGGCUCUUCCUCUACUGGGGCCCGGCCUCCCUUCAACUGUAAAUUAGUCAUGCAAAUUAGACACUGGCCUGAGGGUCAGGGAAGAUUAGACCACUGGUAGUGAUGAGGACAAAGGUCUGUAGAUCUGGUGUGGAAGAGAGAGGCAGCGUCAUCACCCUUAGUUCUAGUAUUCAGCAUCGGACCUUGGCUUUCACGGGGUUAAUUACAGGGAUCUGGAAGGAGUUCUGGCUUUGGGGCAGGGUGGUUGCCCUGCCAAGCGUAGCCACCAGGGGGAGCAGCUGGACCGGUACUGGCCUGAUGGCGCCUUGGAGACAGGGUGGACCACACCCUUUAAGAGAAGGGGCUGGCAAGAAGAGUUAGGAUACCCCCACCCCCCACUGACUUCUCCUCCAGCCCCUCCCAUCAGCAGUCUGAAGAGGCCAUCUGCUCCCCACCCUGGGGACAUCCUUCCCACUCUCCCCCAGCUGGGGUGGAGUGGGGACUCUGAUUGAUGACAGGGUCGGUUGGAAGAGCCUAGGGUGGCUCAGGCCCUUGGCAGCCCCGCCCCCUCAAAGGCCAUUCAGCCCCUUUCCUCCUAUGGCCUCUGACCCCCUCCUUCCUACCCUUCUGCUGGGCGCACCCCAGGCCACAGCAAGUGGGACAGGAGUGUAGCAGGAGGACGCACAGAAAGAAGGUACUGGAAACUUGAGCAGGGCAGGGAGGUGAGAAUUACAGACGUCAGGCAGGGAGGACAAGGACAGACACGUAGACACAGACAGACAGACAGACACACACACACAAACACACACGAGAGAGAGAGAGAGAGAGAGAGAGAGAGAGAGAGAGAGAGAGAGAGAGAGAGAGAUCUAGAAGCCAAACCAGAGACACACAGAUAGACAAAGGCAGAGAUAGGCCAGAGAUUGCAAGGGUUGGGGGAACGGGAAAACAGAAAGAUAGGGAGAGAGAUUGACAGGAACCCCACACACGCACGCACACUCCAGAUACAGAGGAGGGGGGGCAGGCUGAGAGAGAGAACGAGGAAUCGAGCCAGCCACAGGACAAGCGUGGCCAGCAGCGGGAUGCAGGGGCGCCCCACAAAGAUGUAGUGGUCGGGGUCUGGCGGGUAGGGUCCAGUGGGAGCCUGGGCAGGGGCAGGGGGCAUGGGAGGGGCAGGCAUUCUGCUGCUGCUGUUGGCCGGGGCUGGGGCAGCGGUGGCCUGGAGUCCCCCCAAGGGCAAGUGUCCUCCACGCUGCUCAUGCUCCAAGGAGAGCACCCUGUGUGAGGGCCCCACCGAGCUGCCCGACACCUUCUCUACCACGCUGCUGUCACUCUCCCUCGUGAGGAUGGGGGUCUCCCAGCUGAAGGCUGGCAGCUUCACGAAGAUGCCAUCGUUGCGCCUGCUGCUCUUCACGUCCAAUACCUUCUCCGUGAUCGAGGACGAUGCCUUCAGUGGCCUGUCCUACCUGCAGUACCUCUUCAUUGAGGACAACAAGAUUGGCUCCAUCUCCAAGAACGCCCUGAGAGGACUCCGCUCCCUCACCCACCUGAGCCUGGCCAACAACCACCUCGAGGCUCUCCCCAGAUUCCUGUUUCGAGGCCUGGAGACCCUGACGCAUGUGGACCUCCGCGGGAACCCCUUCCAGUGUGACUGCCGAGUCCUCUGGCUGCUUCAGUGGAUGCCUACGGUGAAUGCCAGUGUGGGCCUGGGAGCCUGUGCAGGCCCCUCUGCCCUGGCCCGGAUGCAACUCGAUCACCUUGACCCUACGAAGUUCAAGUGCAGAACCACAGAACUGUCCUGGCUCCAGACUGUUGGGGAGGCGGCACUGAGCGUGGAGUCCUUCUCCUACCAGGGGGAACCUCACAUGAUCCUGGCUCAGCCCUUCGCUGGCCGCUGCCUGAUCCUGGUCUGGGACUACAGCCUGCAGCGCUUCCGGCCUGAGGAAGAGCUGUCCGCGCCCUCCGUGGUGUCCUGCAAACCGCUGGUGCUGGGCCCACGCCUCUUCAUAUUGGCUGCCCGCCUGUGGGGAGGCUCGCAUCUGUGGUCUCGGGUCAGCCCCGAUCUGCGUCUGGCCCCAGUGCAGGUCCUGGCCCCUCAACGACUGCUGCGACCCAAUGACGCCGAGCUCCUGUGGUUGGAUGGGCAGCCCUGCUUCGUGGUGGCUGACGCCUCCAAGGCUGGCAGCACCACGCUGCUGUGCCGCGACGGGCCUGGCUUCUACCCACGCCAGAGCCUGCACGCCUGGCACCGUGACACCGACGCCGAGGCCCUGGAGCUGGACAGCCGACCGCAUCUGCUGCUCGCUUCCGCUUCCCAGAGGCCGGUGCUCUUCCACUGGACUGGCGGCCGCUUUGUGAGGCGCACAGACAUCCCAGAGGCCGAGGACGUCUACGCCACCAGACACUUUCAGGCCGGUGGAGACGUGUUCCUGUGCCUGACUCGAUACAUCGGGGACUCCAUGGUCAUGCGCUGGGAUGGCUCCAUGUUCCGCCUGCUCCAGCAGCUCCCAUCUCGAGGUGCCCAUGUCUUCCAGCCGCUGCUGAUCGCCAGAGACCAGCUCGCCAUCCUCGGCAGCGACUUUGCCUUCAGCCAGGUCUUCCGCCUUGAGCCAGAUAAAGGGAUCCUGGAACCGCUACAGGAGCUGGGACCCCCGGCCUUGGUGGCCCCUAGAGCCUUUGCCCAAGUCACCGUGGCGGGAAGGCGCUUCCUGUUCGCAGCGUGCUUCAAGGGCCCCACACAGAUCUACCAGCACCACGAGUUGGACCUCAGUGCCUGAGGCUGGGCAGGGCCCUGGAAGUGGUUUCGGGGCUGGCCAGGGCUCCCUACGACAUCUGGGUACCCUUCUCGGGCCUGGUCUCCUGGCCAUCGCAGCCGGCCCUGUGUGACACAGAUCGCUAUCCGACCGUCUGGAGGACGGGGCAAAUGGGAGGAGGUCUCUCUCUGCUCCCAACGUUUGGGGCCCUGACGUCUGAAGCCACAUUUUGGCUGAGGACGGAUGCUCCUCCCAUAAGCAACGACUCGGGAGCGCAGCCUGGAGCUGGGAUUACAGAAAUCAAAAGGGCAAUCUUCUGAACUCCAAGAGUAUCCCACCCUCGGCGGCGCCUUGGUCCUGCUCCAUAUAAAGUACCGAGAGAGAGCUUUCUUUCCCACUCAAACCCAAUCUGGCCAUUCAUUGGCUUUCAUGGAGGACUACGCAUCUCUGUGACGUCACAGUCGCCGGGCAGUUUCCCGGGCCUGGCUGGCACUUCGCUGCUUGUGCGCAUGUCUGCUGCCAAAGGUUGAUCGGCUGGCGUUUUGUUGCUUUUAUGUGUGCGCAGAAAAAGCGAAAGCGGUAAAGAUGAGUCUGGAGGUGCCGAAGAAAGCCCUGGGCACCCCAGAAUGUGACAGGGGCAAGAACAGAAAGUGUAUCCGUUCAAUAAAUGCCCUGCGCUCCCGACCUGCCCGGUCUGUGGGAUCAUGGCAGGAAGGUCUUGUGAAUGCUGCUGAGUGGCAGGCGACGAUGGCCCUGGAUGGGAACCCUGGGCCAGAACUUUGCUUUGAAAGGUCUUGGGCAUUCUCCGGGGUGUCGCAUGGCAUCAUGCUGGACGCCCUGAUAUCAGGGUGCUGGCAGUCUCGAGUCUGGGGUUAGCGGAGGGUCUCACUCUGUGUGACCACUGUAUAUUGUUAGGGGUGUCCUGGGGAAUUAAAGGCUUCACAGGGACAA